GCGCGAAGCCGCGCGGGGCCGCUCGCGGGAACCCGGCACAGUCGGGAGCCCGGCGGGUUACGCGGCCGGAUGAGGGAGGCGAUGGAGCCGGAGCCGGAGGUGCUGCUGCAAGAAGCCCGCGAGAACGUGGAGGCGGCGCAGAGCUACCGGCGGGAGCUGGGCCAGCGGCUGCAGGGGCUGCGGGAGGCGCAGAGGCAGGUCGGAGGGCCGCUGCGGGCCUUGGAGGGCGCGGGCCAUAGGUUGUAUUGGUUAAAAUGUGGCUGUUUUUUUACUUACAUAAUUUUCUUACCCUCUAUUCUAGGUGAGAUCGCCAUUCAAGGAGGUAUAGAAGAACAUAAUGAUAAAUUGUGGAAUUUUACCAAAAAGGCCUCACACAUUCAGUUGGACAGCUUACCAGAAGUGCCUUUGCUAGUUGAUGUACCCUGUUUAUCUGCUCAGUUGGAUGAUUCCAUUCUUAACAUAGUGAAAGACCACAUUUUUAAGCAUGGAACAGUAGCUUCCCGCCCACCAGUACAGAUUGAAGAAUUAAUAGAGAAACCUGGAGGCAUCAUAGUGCGAUGGUGUAAGGUGGACGAUGACUUUACAGCUCAAGAUUACAGGCUCCAGUUCCGUAAAUGUACUGCAAAUCAUUUUGAAGACGUGUAUGUAGGUUCUGAAACUGAAUUCAUAGUGUUGCACAUAGACCCCAAUGUUGAUUAUCAGUUCAGAGUCUGCGCCCGUGGAGACGGCCGGCAGGAGUGGAGUCCUUGGAGUGUUCCCCAGACAGGUCACUCCACACUGGUGCCUCAUGGUAUGCUCCUACCCUGUCACACCAGAUGCUCAGUGGGAUGUGGGAAAGCUUACUUCCUACCUUUCUACUUCAAUUAUAGAGUUGAAACUGUGGGGCAGCCAGACAGAAGAGACAGUAUAGGAGUGUGCGCAGAAAAGCAGAACGGCUAUGACUCUCUGCAGCGGGAUCAAGCUGUAUGCAUAAGCACAAAUGGUGCAGUUUUUGUCAAUGGAAAAGAAAUGACUAAUCAGUUGCCUGCAGUCACCUCUGGAUCCACUGUCACAUUUGACAUCGAAGCUGUGACUCUAGGAACUGCCAACAGCAGUGAAGGAGGCGGUGCCAAGCUCCGAGUAACCAUCAGCUCCAGUAACAGGGAGGUGGUGUUUGAUUGGCUGCUUGACCAGUCCUGCGGCUCUCUUUACUUCGGAUGUUCAUUUUUCUAUCCUGGAUGGAAAGUGCUGGUGUUUUAGCAUUUUGAGGGCUUGGCUUUGGUUUGAGGGUUUGCUGUUUCUGUCCUCAGCCUAGUUGUAUCUGACUUUAAAAAGGUGAAUUAUCUCUUGGACCACCGGAAAUGGAAAGUGUUGCUGGAUUUGCAUUGUAAUACUUCAGUAAGAGACCUGGUGUGGCGACACACACCUUAAUCCCAGCACUUGGGAGGCAGAAGCAGGUGAAUCCCACCUGGUCUACAGAACAAGUUCCAGGACAGCCAGGACUGUUACACAGAGAAACUAUACUUUGAGCCCCCCUCCCCCCCAAAAAAAAGUAGUAUUUCAGUAAGAAGUGAGCUGAAUGGCGUGGACAAAAUCAUAGUUCGAUUUUGUCUUUAGCAUAAAUAUCAAACUAGCUUUAAAGUCUGCGUUCUUUUCCACUGUUCUUAAAGUCGGUCGAUAGGACAGAAGAAUGUCACACCAUUAAAUCUUCAUCAAGAUCAGAGGCUGAGAAAACAGCAGGAAGGACAGCUAGAGCCCGGGACUCUAUAAUCCUUGUAGUCUUAUGUCGUUGCCCCUCCCACCCCUUAGGGCACUCACUGUUCCUCUGUUCAGCGUCUCUGGGUCUGUGAAGUUAGUGGACUCUGCAUUUUUACAGCACCUGAGCAAGUGUCUGCCGUAGCCAGUGUUAGCGUCCUCUGUCUUUCCUGACAGCAUGAGACAAGACACAGGACGGAGGGUCUGUAUUCCUCACAGUGAAGCCACUUAGGGAAGUACACAGCGCUGUUAGUCGGGUCACAUGUGCACAGCAUGCUCCCGUGUGCACCCUGCCGCAGCCAUGCACGUGGGACCAUGCAGAGUGUCACGGUCCAGUGUAAUAUCAGGUUGAGAAAUGGUCUUUUAACGGACUGAAGAAAUAGCGGGUAAAUACUUGACCUAUUUUUUUUUAAACUUAAAUUUGUGUAAAAUAUUUAUUUGACUGACUUAAUAUGUAAAAAAUUGUGGUCUUAACUUGUAAUACCAGCAUAAAGAUAAGUUUUAAUGUGAAUUUUUUUCUUUUUGUUUUUACCAGUAGUAAAAAAGUGGAAAAGCAAGUGUGAUGUUUUUGUAAGAUAAUUUAUUUGGGGCUUAUAUUCCCUUUCGACAAUCAUGGCCUUUCCUCCUUCCCUUGUUUUGUGUAAGUGUGUGCCUUUUCUCAUGUUAACCAUGGCCUUUCCUCCUUCCCUGUUUUGUGUAAGUGCCUUUUCUCAUGUUAAUAAGUUCUCAAGUGUAAGAUGCCUUUAUCCAGCCUUUCGAAACAAAAUAAAAAAAUCAGAAAUUAA
Molecule: messenger RNA, 2519 nt
Organism: Alexandromys fortis (reed vole)
Lineage: Eukaryota; Metazoa; Chordata; Mammalia; Rodentia; Cricetidae
Gene: Crlf3
Product: cytokine receptor like factor 3
Exons: 6
Coding region: 70-1239 (389 amino acids)
Molecular function (GO): protein binding
Source: RefSeq, a predicted model, not a curated record